Trypanosoma theileri is the source of this 2127-nucleotide messenger RNA. RefSeq lists its product as uncharacterized. The transcript has a single exon. Bases 1 to 2127 code for a protein of 708 amino acids. Lineage: Eukaryota; Euglenozoa; Kinetoplastea; Trypanosomatida; Trypanosomatidae. The record is from RefSeq and is a predicted model, not a curated record.
AUGCAGAAAAAUCCUCGAUUAACGUCCAGAAAUCUCUUUGAUGAUAUCUUCGCAACUAUUCCAGCAGAUGUCGUUCUUUACACUGGACCAGCCACACUGCGGGAGAAGUAUGCCUUGAUGGCAGAGAAAAACGCCACUAAAACUACUACUAAUACUACUGGUAGUAGUAAUACGAUAAUAACUACUACUCUUGAAGGGGAAACAGAAGAUGUGAUGCUUCAGGGAAAUGAAAUGAUAACUAUAGGCGGUGAAAAUGGAAAUGAGAGUUCCACAACGAUGAUGACGAUGAGAAAUAAAAAUGAGGGAAAUACAUCAUCCUCUUCAUCAUCCCUCCCUGCUGUAAUGGAUCUAAGUGCAAUGAUAAGACGUGCGGCCGAAACGAAAUCCACUCCUGUGAUGGAUACAGUGCGAUCUGAACAAGUAUUGGAUGUUCAUUUAGACACUGAGGAUGAUGCCGUGCGGGAGGCGACGAAAUAUGCGGCGAUGAUUGCGGAAAUGAAUGCGGCAGAAGAAGAAGAAGAACAACAACAAGAAGAAGAAAAAACAGAAAAGUACGGAGGGGCUGAACGAAAUAGGAAUGUAAACAAUAACAAUCAUAAUAAAGGUGGUGGUAGUGCGAUGGGAAAAGGAAUUGCAGAGGGCCGUCCUAUUUCACAUGGGGGACAAGGUGGUAAUGAACGUAAUAAUCCUCAUUCCCAUCAACAACAACAACAAGAAGACCAACAACAAUCUCAACAAGGAAAUAGAACGGUAGAGGUUCCCCGUCGAAAUUUAACAGCAGAUGAACAGAUUGCUAUCAUGCAACCUGAAGAAGAUAUUGAACAUGAAGGACGCAUUGUGUUAUUCCGUCAUAAUAAAGGAUUUGGUUUUAUAACGCCUAAUGUAGGAGGUCCUGAUGUGUACUUUACACGUGAGAAUGUAGAGUAUGCAUUUACACGUCGUGUAUUGGAGAUCUUUUACAGUGGAAAACUUCCUGAAAAAGUACAUCUUUUACAGGGAUUAGGUGGAAGUAAUAGUAGAAAAGAUAAGAACAUGUCUUUGCUCUCCGCUCCUGUCUCUGCUUCUUUUACCACAAACAAUGAUAACAAGAGUAAUACUACUACUACUAAUAGUAAUAGUAAUAGUGAUAAUACCAAACAGCAGGAGAUAUCAGAAGCUGGACAGGAGACUGAGAAGAUCACAAGUGAAAGUAACACUGGAGUCUCUACUGUGGAGCAAGCAGAGAACACGGAAGAUACGCCUAGCGCUAUUCCAACUCCAUCUAACACCACCACCACCACCACCACCACUGCUGCCGUGCCUAAAGAGGAAUCUACUUCACCGGAUGAAUUAGCCCAAAAGGCUGCUGCAUUACUUACACCAGAGGCCGCACAGUUGUUGCUAUUAUUCUUACAAAUAGGGAAACCUACUGUAUCUGUGCCAGAGUCGGUAACAUUUAAAGUACGAUGGAAUCGCGCUGGAAAUCGUGCGGGUAGACGACUACGUGCGGAUAAUAUACGCGGUAUAUCAAAUAAUGGUUAUGCGUUAACUAUUGAACAGUCAUGGUUUGACCGUGUCUUUCCACGCGCAAUUGGCCGUCGUUCGGAAGAUAACACCUCUAAAAAUAAAAAUAAUAAUAAUAAUAAUAAUAAUAAUAAUAAUAAUAAUAAUAACUUGAUAUCAGCAGAGGAUGGGAAUGUGUGUUUACCACGCUACCGUGGAACUGUGCGGGUAUAUGAUGCCGAUGAAAUGCGUGGAAAUAUUCGUCCCGAUGAAAGCGGCAUGCAUGAUGUAUUUUUCUACGGUGAUGCUUUUCUCUGGGAUCCACUGAUGGAACCCGCACGUUGUCGACCUGCUGAAGGUCUUGUGGUCCACUAUUCUAUUUCCGGUAAAGAUCGACAUGGAAGGUAUAUUGCAACUCUCAUCACCGCUACGGAUGAUACGGCUUUAAAUGAUAUCAACGCCGUCUGGGCAAGCAACAGCAAUAAAGCAGAAGAACGCAAUAGAGAUAGACAGGAUGGUAGUGAUGGGGCGAAUAGUGCGGGUGUUGGCGGUGUAAAAGGCCGUGAUGAGGAAAUGACUGGACGGAAACGUGGACGUGAUGAGGAGUUAUUAUUAUUAGAGGAGGAUGACUAUGGUAUUAUGUGA